Protopolystoma xenopodis is the source of this 324-nucleotide messenger RNA. NCBI's taxonomy places the organism in Eukaryota, Metazoa, Platyhelminthes, Monogenea, Polystomatidea, Polystomatidae. The record is from the annotation of a GenBank genome assembly.
AUGACCCCUUCAAGGGGGCGCAAGGUGCAUAUUUCGGCCUGUACCACUCGUCAGGUGUCCAGUGCCGCUGGGACCGGUGGUCCGGCGAACAUCGGCCGAGAACGGGGGCGGGGGGCGGUGGGCAGUGGGCAAGGGGUUACGGAGACGAGACGACUGUCCACUCCCGCUUGUCCGAACGGUCUGCAUCCUCCCUUCGUCGGUGCACUCGAAGACCUGCGGAGGUCGUUAGGUCGAGGCAUAAACGUCGUGCCAAUCGGCGCCCAUCUGGCCCGACUCGGAGGGAAGCAGGGUCAGGUCUCUGGGGGAACAAGCAAACAUUUGUGA